ACUUUCUUUCUCGCAAACAAAACCAAAAAGGAACUCUGUUCAGAUGGGAAAGGCAGGAUUGUUUGAUCUUGAGAAUCACUUUGCAUUCUAUGGAGCUUAUCACAGUAACCCAGUCAACAUUUUGAUACAUACUUUGUUUGUUUGGCCAAUAUUCUUCACGGGUCUUGCUCUUUUCUAUUUUACACCUACCAUCGUUGAUCUUUCUCAAUCUGGGAUUUUCCCCUCUGGGUUUAAUCAUGUUUUGGUUUUCAAUUACGGGUUUCUUUUUGCUAUUUUCUAUGGAUUGUUUUAUGUGAUUUUGGAUAAGAAAGCUGGUUCCUUGGCUGCUUUGCUUUGUUUAGCUUGCUGGGUUGGCGCUAGUUUGCUUGCUGCAAACCUUGGAUAUUCUCUCUCUUGGAAGGUUGUGCUGGCUGUUCAGUUGUUCUGUUGGACCGGACAGUUUAUAGGCCAUGGAGUCUUCGAGAAACGUGCUCCAGCUCUGUUAGACAAUCUUGUUCAAGCUUUUCUGAUGGCUCCAUUCUUCGUUUUGCUCGAGGUACUUCAAUCAGUGUUCGGAUAUGAACCAUAUCCAGGGUUUCAUGCACGUGUGGAGGCUAAGAUCGAAGCUGAAAUCAAGGAAUGGAAGGACAAGAAACAGAAGAAGAUUUCUUAGCUUUGAAUUGGUAAACUGCAAAUGCAAUGAUUUAGGUUAAAACGAAACGCUAAACACAGUGAAAGAAAGGCUUUAUUUGCCUUAAACUAGAAGUGCUUAUUUAAUAAACUCUUAUUUUAAUCAUGUAUAAUGCUGAUUUUCAUCUUAUUAUGUUAGUUUUUUUUAUUAA
This is a messenger RNA of Hibiscus syriacus, 821 nucleotides long. Its product is annotated as 2-hydroxy-palmitic acid dioxygenase mpo1-like. The record is from RefSeq and is a predicted model, not a curated record. The transcript is spliced from 4 exons. Bases 44 to 652 code for a protein of 202 amino acids. Gene Ontology annotation, biological process: sphingoid catabolic process. Gene Ontology annotation, cellular component: endoplasmic reticulum. Lineage: Eukaryota; Viridiplantae; Streptophyta; Magnoliopsida; Malvales; Malvaceae.